AUGUUCGCGUUAAGCAUCCGCUCCAUCACCAACUCUAGAGUUGUUGGCCCCCUAGCCAUCUUCGCCCUAUCCACGCAAACCCGCACCCUUUACUUCUGCGGUCCUAAGCAAGGCGAUCACGAUGCAGACCUACCCAUCUCCGAACACUACCACGCGCGUCUACGAGCAUCAGAUCCAAAACCAAGAUCCACCGCAGACUCGGCACCAACCACUACGCCCACCCGUCCUACUCCUCCACCCACUCAGCCUACCACUACAACAGACACAAUCCCCACCCUCCGUAUCUCCGUUACGCACGUGCCACCAAACCUAUCAGCCCGGCAUACAAUGCCGUCUGCCAACAAGCUUGAGAACUCUAGGAAGGCGUUUGGGCAGCUGGAGGCAGCAACUCACGAUGGGACUACAGACUACAACAACACCCUUGCCAUUAUCCGGGAGAUUGCAAGGCUCCAGUUUGAGCUGAGGAGGGGCCAGGUGGAGGGUAAGCCUUUUGAGGAGUUAGAGAAGAUUAGGAGGGAGAUCGAGGAUUUGAGGAAUGCGUUUGAGAGGAUUGGGAGGAGAUGGGGUAUCUAG
Molecule: messenger RNA, 573 nt
Organism: Alternaria ventricosa
Lineage: Eukaryota; Fungi; Ascomycota; Dothideomycetes; Pleosporales; Pleosporaceae
Exons: 1
Coding region: 1-573 (190 amino acids)
Source: RefSeq, a predicted model, not a curated record